AUGGAGGAUCUGGAGGAGGGAGAGAAUGGAGAAGAAGAGGUGCUUGGUUCGAGCUUGACUAUGGAGAAAGUAGCAGCUGCUAAGAAGUUCAUUGAGAAUCAUUAUAGGGCACAGAUGAAGAAUAUUCAAGAUCGGAAAGAGAGGCGUUGUAUUUUGGAAAAAAAAUUAGCUUCUUCAGACGUGCCAACUGAAGAACGUCUCAACCUCAUCAAAGAUUUAGAGAGAAAGGAAACUGAAUAUAUGCGAUUGAAAAGGCACAAAAUUUGUGUUAAUGAUUUUGAUCUCUUGACCAUCAUUGGAAGAGGGGCUUUUGGGGAGGUUAGACUGUGUCGUGAGAAGAAAUCUGGAAAAAUCUAUGCCAUGAAAAAGCUGAAGAAAUCUGAAAUGCUUAAGAGAGGCCAGGUGGAACAUGUUAGAGCAGAGAGGAACUUAUUGGCCGAAGUUGCCAAUCAUUUCAUUGUGAAACUUUACUACUCAUUUCAGGAUACUGAAUACUUGUAUUUAAUUAUGGAGUAUCUACCCGGGGGUGACAUUAUGACUCUGCUGAUGAGGGAAGACACCUUAAGUGAAAAUGUGGCUAGAUUUUACAUGGCACAAAGUGUUCUUGCCAUAGAGUCUAUUCAUAAACACAAUUAUAUUCACAGAGAUAUUAAACCCGAUAACUUACUUCUGGAUAAAAAUGGUCACAUGAAGCUCUCUGAUUUUGGCCUCUGUAAGCCUAUCGAUUGCAUUACCUUGCCUACACUGCAUGAAAAUCAAACCAUGGAUGAUGAAACUUUGGCUGAGCCAAUGGAUAUCGAUAGCUGUGAUGCGAACAAUCGGAAAAGCUGGAGAAGCCCGCGUGAGCAGCUUCAGCACUGGCAGAUGAACCGGAGGAAGUUGGCAUUUUCAACCGUGGGGACGCCAGAUUACAUUGCUCCUGAAGUACUUUUGAAAAAAGGAUAUGGGAUGGAAUGUGAUUGGUGGUCACUAGGAGCGAUAAUGUACGAAAUGCUGGUUGGUUACCCUCCAUUUUACUCUGAUGACCCAAUAACCACAUGCAGAAAGAUUGUUCAUUGGAGAACCCAUUUAAGAUUUCCAGAAGAUCCUCAAUUGACACUUGAGGCUAAGGAUCUGAUCUACAGAUUGAUGUGUGAUGUUGAUCAUAGGUUAGGUACUCGAGGGGCACAAGAAAUCAAGGCUCAUCCAUGGUUCAAGGGUGUAGAUUGGGAUAAACUAUAUGAAAUGGAUGCAGCAUUUAAACCACAAGUUAAUGGGGAACUGGAUACCCAAAACUUCAUGAAGUUUGAUGAGGUAGAACCACCAGAUGCAGCAAGAGCUGGCUCUGGAUCUUCAAGAAAGAUGCUUCUAACUCCCAAAGAUCUAAACUUUGUUGGUUAUACUUACAAAAACUUCGAUGCUGUAAAAGAAGGCCUUCGCCAGUCAUUGAGUGAGUCCAUGCAAGAUUAUGCUUCCAAACGGACAGCUGAUGAAACAGGCUUGCAAAUGCUGGCAUCGUCUGGAGACCCCAUGUUACCAUAA
Messenger RNA from Vicia faba (fava bean), 1521 nucleotides. The record is from the annotation of a GenBank genome assembly. NCBI's taxonomy places the organism in Eukaryota, Viridiplantae, Streptophyta, Magnoliopsida, Fabales, Fabaceae.